Lytechinus pictus (painted urchin) is the source of this 2874-nucleotide messenger RNA. RefSeq names its product paired mesoderm homeobox protein 1-like. The transcript has 3 exons. Gene Ontology annotation, biological process: regulation of transcription by RNA polymerase II. Bases 1 to 978 code for a protein of 325 amino acids. Gene Ontology annotation, cellular component: nucleus. The record is from RefSeq and is a predicted model, not a curated record. Gene Ontology annotation, molecular function: DNA-binding transcription factor activity, RNA polymerase II-specific; RNA polymerase II cis-regulatory region sequence-specific DNA binding. NCBI's taxonomy places the organism in Eukaryota, Metazoa, Echinodermata, Echinoidea, Temnopleuroida, Toxopneustidae.
AUGAUGAUGGAUACCACUAUGCACGGCGGCGCCGAGAGUUUCGGGGUCUCAACCUCUCAGUCGCAGCCUCAUCAGUCGGCGAUAACACAACACAAUCCACAUCAUCAUAGUAUACAUCCGCAUCAGCAACUCGGGCUCCACCAGCGGACCGAUGCCUCUUUACAUGCCGACGCCGGCGGCGUGGACGUCAGUGGACUCGCCAACUCCGAUGCCGUUGCCGCCGCGGCUCUCGGAGCGACUGGCCUGGCCGGAGGUCAUCAUCAUCAUCAUCAUCACCAACAUCAUAACGGAGGUCGAGGGUUUUCCGUGUCUCAUCUCCUUAAUCUCCAGGAUGUGAGCGGGUUCGGCGACCACGGUCUCGGGGAUGGAACGGGAGGCAUGCCGGUGAGAGACGGCUCACCCAGCGGGAUCAUGUGCGGUGAUGGGUUAUUAGAUGAUGGUUCAUGUGGCUCGUUGUCAGACAACGGAAUCAUCUCGGCCAAAUCAAAACGACAGCGCCGCAAUCGGACUACGUUUACCACCGCUCAGCUCGAUGCGCUGGAGAAGGUAUUUGAAAGGACACACUACCCUGAUGCUUUCUUACGCGAGGAGCUUGCAAAGAAGGUCGAUCUCACGGAAGCACGAGUCCAGGUCUGGUUUCAGAACAGACGAGCUAAGUUUCGUCGUAACGAGAGAAGCCUCCAAGCCGCCAAGGUCGCCGCAGCCAGGAGAAGACCUUUUAACGGCGUCAAUGUCGAACAACCAGUGGCGCCGCGUCCCUGCCCAACCAGCACAGAACUCGGCAGCACGUGGAACUCCGCCGCAGCCGCAGCGGCGUCCUACGGGAGACUAGCCGGUGUCAUGUCGCAGGCAGCCGCUGGCCACAUGUCAAUGAUGAACAUGAAUGCGUUGGAAAACGCCGGAGGACUAAGCUCAAGUUGGGCUAAUUUGAGGUUAAAGGCGAGAGAAUACAGCAUGCAACAAAUUCCACUUAUCUAGGAGCGAGAUUCGAGGCUUUCUAUUAUCUCACUUUCAUGCGUCAGACGUGUUCAUCUGUAAACUGACGGUUCUCACACAAAAUAAAAAAAAAUACGGACCAAGUUUGAUUACGACUACAACGUCAGAUAAAUCUUCUAGCUUAGCUCCUACCAAGAUGUAUGACGUCACAAAACAUCUUUCCUUCAUCAAUAAGGCAUUGGGAAAUUCCGUUUGCCAAAAAAUAUUUUUGGAGGACACAAUUCGGUUUGAUUGUGGAUUAAACGACAUUGGUCUUUUCGGAAGAUUCGUCCACUUUUGUGACAAGUGAUCAUUGUUGUAAUUUGUUGAAAGGAUAGAGGAGUUAAAAUGAACAUCUUAUACUUGGUUUUGUUUCGAUUCUGUGAAGGAGCGGUAUAUCUAAUUAUGACUGGAUGAAAUAAAAAUGUAUAUCUAUUCAGUAAUUGAAAAAGAAAACAAGGCUAUUAUAUAAUCUUGCAGUCUCUAUAAAUGAGCUAGAAGUAAGUACAGAUGAUCAGAUGAUUCAGUUUUUGUAAAAAUCCUUUCAACAUAUUUUCAAUGUGAUUUUAUCCCACAAAAUAUUUUUCUUACAUCGAACCAGCUUUACAGAGACUUUCUAAAAUUUUAAUUUUUUUAAGCAGAAGUGGAAUUAUAUUCCUCGUGUAAUUACUUUUAUUACAAAACUCCAUCAACGAAACUUAAACACCGUUGAAACACCUAAUGAACGUCAUAAAAAUAGUUUCGAUCCAAAGGUGAAAUUCUUCAUACCUAAGAUCAAAAUUUCUUAUCAGUGUUUACCUGUAACUGUAUGAUUUGUUUAAAGUAUUAGACACAAUAUUCAAUAUAAGAACGAAUUGAUAAAAAAGAGAGAGUUGAGACUAGCAUUUUGCUAUUUUCAUGAAUCUUAUUAAAACCCAACAAAUCUCGUUAUAAGUGGACUGUGAUCUUGGGAUGUGAUUAGCGGGGCGGUGGGGGCCGGUGGAGGGUUUCACCUGAAAUUUUGAAUUUGUAAAGUAAUAAAUGAGAAAGGAUCGUCCACGCUCCCAGACAUGGCAUUCCCACCUGUACCCCCCCUCCCGACAAAAAAAUCCAGCCUGGCAAAAUUAUUUGCUUACGAAAUAGAGUGGAAUAUUUUUUUUUUAUUUGGGGUGAAAGGAGGGGUGCACACAUACAGCAAGUAUCAUCCUGCUUCCAUUGAAGUUUGAAACAUUUGACAAUAAUGUCGAUUACAACUCAUUUUGUAAACACUCCUUUAUUUCUCCGUGUUAAACGUUUUGGUUAGAACUCUUUGCUAUAUUCUAAGAAUGAAUAAAAGUCCUCAUGCAAACUGAUCCCAAAUGACUCAUUUGGAACGGUUUAAGAGGAUCUUUCAAAUGAUUUGUCCUUUUUUAAUUGAAAUUUAUUAGUUUGUUUCCCUUUUCAUGGCAAUGUUAUUACUUUUCAGGCACUGAAAUAAUGAUGUAUACAUGAAGUUAAAGAAAAGCAAUAUAAAAAUGUUCACUAAAAUGAAAUUAUAAAUUACUUUUAUUAAUGAAUCGAUGUGGAAUGUUGAAAUGUACGAUGAAUGUAUUUAAGGAAUCGAUCUCAUGAUUUGUGGAGUUGUUCAAGGAGUUGAUGCAAAUGUUGGUAUUACGUGAAAUGUUUCGCGAAUUUGAAGAUAUUAUUCCAUGUAAAAUAAAAACCGCCAGCGAAGCGCAGCGGUGCAGACUGACACCAUGCAAAUAUUGAUGAUUUUAAAUCGUGAAUGUAACAAUAUUGAUACAACUAUAAUUUUGUGUGUAGAUAAGAUACAUUUUUAAUUAUGUAGAUUUGACUUUUAAAUUGUUGAUAUUAAACCAUUUUCAUUUCCUUAUUGCGACAUAACGAGCAUGUGUAAAUAAAUUCGUAGUUCAUAAUCUA